Messenger RNA from Closterium sp. Naga37s-1, 1227 nucleotides. Lineage: Eukaryota; Viridiplantae; Streptophyta; Zygnematophyceae; Desmidiales; Closteriaceae. The record is from the annotation of a GenBank genome assembly.
AUGGCGGAAUUGGAGGAGUGGAUUGAAAAGAAGGUGGAGGCGAUUUCCGCGCUGGCGGACGCGAUCGGGACGGAAUGGGCGAGCGGCGUGGCGCCGUCAUCUCUGGGUAUUAAGACAGGGCGCAAGCGAGCUCGCGUGGCGGAUGGCUCUUCCUCAGAGCCAAUGAUGAUGCAGCAGCAUCUGGCAGCCCUGUCAGCCCAUGCGGAAGCCAUCCGCGAGAAGGUGCGCGGAGUGGGGAGAUCAGUGCGCGGACUUGAGGGACGGAAGGCGGGAGGUGGAAUAAUGGAGAGCGGAGAGGAGCGGGGAGAAAACAUGGAGAGGCAAACUGUGGGGGAGGAGGAGAAGGAGGAUCAGGGUCAGGAGGAAAAGGAGGACGAGGGGGGUGAGGGGGAGAAGGAGGCGGAAGAGGAGGAGGAAGGGGAGGAAGAGGGGGGAAUGAGAGACGAGGACGAUGAGAAGAAAAUUGAAUUGGUAGACAAAAAGACGGAGGAAGGGGGUGAAGAAGAGUGGAAGCGUGAAUCUGGUGGAGAAGCAAGGGAGGAGAUGCAGGAAGCUGUGCUGGGAGAUGGGCGAGGGGAGGAGCCGGGAGACGAGACAAGAGAGAAAGGGGUUGAAGAAAAGAUGGAUGGGGACUCUACUGGAGGAGUAAUGGAGGAGAUGGAGCAAGCGGUGGGAGAAGGGCGAGGGGAGGAGCCAGUGGAGGCAGUAGGAGCAGGGCUUGGGGGAGAGGGAAGAGAAGGACACUCGGCAGAGAGGGAGGGAGCGGCAGAGAGGGAAGGAGCGGCAGAGAGGGAAGGAGCGGCAGAGAGGGAAGGAGCGGCAGAGAGGGAAGGAGCGGCAGAGAGGGAAGGAGCGGCAGAGAGGGAAGGAGCGGCAGAGAGGGAAGGAGCGGCAGAGAGGGAAGGAGUGGCAGAGAGGGAAGGAGCGGCAGAGAGGGAAGGAGCGGAAGAGAAUUGUGAAAAUAACGCCAAAGAUGCAGAGGAGGACGCAAUGGAGGAAGGCGUUGAGGAUAAUUAUGACCUGGUUGAGGUGAGAGGUGGCAAUGAGGUGAGAGGUGGCAUUGAGGUGAGAGGUGGCAUUGAGGUGAGAGGUGGCAUUGAGGUGAGAGGUGGCAUUGAGGUGAGAGGUGGCAUUGACUUUGCCUCUCCCGCUCGUUCUCGCCCCUUUCGCCCUUUCCAUUCCUUUUUCCUCCUUCCUGAAUUUCCAGUCUUUCUGCAAUUUACCUAA